AUGCCCUUAAACAUUAUAAUUGUUGGCGCAGGGCUGGGUGGCUUGGCCGCCGCAAUUUCCGUGAAGCAGGAAAAGCCUGACCACCGGGUGCAGGUUAUAGAGUCUGCACCAGCAUUAGCGGAGGUUGGAGCGGGUCUUCAGGUCACCCCGAAUGCUACUAGAUUGCUGAAAAGAUGGGGCCUUAUGCGUAGCCUGGAGAAGCUGGCUUCGAGUCCACAAGAAUUCACCAUACACCGCUACAGCGAUGGUGCUCUGAUUGGAAAACGAGACAACUUCGGCGAAGAAAUGCUGGCAAAAUAUAAAAGUCCAUUCUGGGAUAUGCAUCGAGCAGAUCUCCAGAUCGGAAUGUACGAACGUGCAAGAGAGCUUGGGGUGGAGUUCAGAUUUGGCGCACUGGUUAAAUCAACCGAGUUGGAGACUCCUUCUGUUACGCUUUCAAACGGAGACUGCGUCGAGGGUGAUAUAAUUAUUGCAGCUGAUGGCCUCUGGUCGCAGUGUCGCAGUGCCUUUUUAGGGUGCCCUUCGCCUCCUAUUCCCACUGGAGACCUCGCAUACCGCGUCAUCCUCCGUGUAGAGGAAAUUGAAAAUGACGAACUGCGUCGUUACUUUGAGACACCAAGAGUCGUGUUAUGGGCUGGGCCGGAUUGUCAUGCCAUCUGCUAUCCACUGAAGGGGGGCUCGCUAAUCAACAUUGUACUCCUGGUUCCCGAUACCCUUCCAGAAGGUGUGGCCAGGGCAGCAGGCGGCCUCGACGAAAUGCUUGAAAUCUUCCAAGACUGGGAUCCACGGCUCAAAUCCUUACUCACCAUGGUUCCUAAAGUUGAAAAGUGGAAACUAAUGCACCUCGACGAAUUGCAGCAUUGGUCCAACGCAGAAGCGACUAUAGCAUUCCUCGGCGAUGCUUGUCAUCCAAUGUUGCCAUACCUUGCCCAAGGUGCUGGUUCAUCAUUGGAAGAUGGGGCAGCGCUGGGUGUAUUGUUGUCAAGGGCCGAUCAUCGUCAAGACCUGCCUGAGAUUCUUAAACUGUAUGAACAGUUGAGGAAGCCCCGCAGCUCUGCACUUCAGAAACGGAGUAUGAUCCAGAGGCACAUCAAUCACCUGCCUGACGGGCCUGAACAACGAGCAAGGGACGAUUUACUGAAUCAACAGCUAGAGGAGCCCUUGCCCGGUUACCCAUUUUAUUGGCUAGAUCCCACACAGCAGAGUAUCGUGUAUGGAUAUGAUGUGUAUGAAGAACUUGACAAGUUGAAAAUCGCUGCUACUAGCCACAAUCACAAUGAUAGAGCUACGCGAAAGCACUCCAAGGUAUAG
Messenger RNA from Ascochyta rabiei, 1311 nucleotides. Its product is annotated as Salicylate 1-monooxygenase. NCBI's taxonomy places the organism in Eukaryota, Fungi, Ascomycota, Dothideomycetes, Pleosporales, Didymellaceae. The coding region runs from base 1 to 1311 and encodes 436 amino acids. Gene Ontology annotation, molecular function: monooxygenase activity; FAD binding. Gene Ontology annotation, biological process: secondary metabolite biosynthetic process. The transcript has 8 exons. The record is from RefSeq and is a predicted model, not a curated record.